AUGACAUAUGCACAUACUCGCCAUCACCGUUUGCUUGGGUGGCGUCUCGAUAAAGAUGAUGUACAAUCCGAUGAUGAAGAGUUUGAAGAACUCCCCAUCAUGAGGGGAAUGCAGCCUAUUGGGAGCCGCUUCUAUGAAGGUGCAAAUGUCUACAGGUUUUUCGACUCUUCGGGUGCUACCCGCUGCUGGUGCCGAUUAGUAGGGCGCCGAUGGAGGCCUCGACUUACCGUGGAUGAGGCAGAGAGAGCCGUCCGCGAGUUGAUAAGACAAGGCUUGAUGGAGGAUAGCCAGGAUUUAUUCAUGUGGUGGGCGACUACAAACGCUCAACAUGAGAUGAAUCAACGUCGGGAGAAUCAGCGUCAGGAGAAUCAGCGUCAGGAGAACCUGCGUUAG
Molecule: messenger RNA, 393 nt
Organism: Trichoderma breve
Lineage: Eukaryota; Fungi; Ascomycota; Sordariomycetes; Hypocreales; Hypocreaceae
Exons: 3
Coding region: 1-393 (130 amino acids)
Source: RefSeq, a predicted model, not a curated record